This is a messenger RNA of Penicillium pulvis, 3899 nucleotides long. Its product is annotated as DNA repair ATPase SMC5. Gene Ontology annotation, molecular function: ATP hydrolysis activity; ATP binding. The transcript is spliced from 6 exons. Gene Ontology annotation, biological process: double-strand break repair via homologous recombination. Gene Ontology annotation, cellular component: Smc5-Smc6 complex. Lineage: Eukaryota; Fungi; Ascomycota; Eurotiomycetes; Eurotiales; Aspergillaceae. The coding region runs from base 1 to 3642 and encodes 1213 amino acids. The record is from RefSeq and is a predicted model, not a curated record.
AUGUCGUCCCGCAGUUCGAUCCCCCGUCGUCGAAAUCAAAGUGAAAGUGCUGGCAGCGGUGUCGAAUCCAGCCUCUCCCAACCAGCCAGCAGUAAACGCCCUCGUCUGAGCCCCGCACACGAAGCCGAAACCUCAGGUGAUGAAGCGAGAAGUGAGACAGCUAGGGCUCUGGAGCGCUCUAGUGAAGAUGAGUCCUCAAACGACGAAACCGAGCGAGGCGAUGCGGUCGAUGAGCCCUCAAGCGACGAAGCAGAGGGAGACGAUGCGGCCGAUGGAGGCGAAGAGUCGAUGCCACCACCUCCUCGGCAACCACUCAAAGCCCAUGCAGGAUUCGACCUCAAUGGGUACAAGCCUGGCGCAAUUGUGCGCAUUAAAGUGACAAACUUUGUCACUUAUAACAAUGCGGAGUUUUACCCCGGCCCGAAGCUCAAUAUGGUGAUUGGGCCUAAUGGAACUGGCAAGAGUACAUUGGUUUGUGCCAUUUGUCUUGGACUUGGAUGGGGGCCUCAGCAUCUCGGACGUGCUAAAGAUCUUGGCGAAUUCGUCAAGCACGGCUGUCGAGAAGCAACGAUCGAGAUCGAACUCGCAAAACACCCGAAAGGCACUCUGAACCCUGUAAUUAGUCGUACUAUCAAGCGAGACGGAAACAAGAGUUCAUUCACCCUUAAUGGGCAGGCUGUUUCCAAGACAGCGGUACUGAAACUAGCACAAGAAUUCGCUAUUCAAGUCGACAACUUGUGCCAGUUCCUGCCCCAAGACAAGGUUGCAGAAUUCGCUGCUCUCACCCCCAUUGAACUCCUUCACUCUACCCAGAGAGCAGCCGCUGGAGAAGACAUGAUCGAACAACAUGAGAACUUGAAGAAACUCCGAUCCGAACAAAAGAAUAUUGAAAUGGUUAAUCGUGAUGACAAGGAGACGCUAAGGAAUCUGGAGAACCGGCAGGAGGCGCAGAGAUCAGAUGUUGAGAGAAUGCGAGAAAGGGCCGUGAUCCAACAAAAGAUCGAGAAUAUGGAGUUCUUUCGGCCGGUUGUCGAAUACAAAGACUGGCACCGGGGCUUUGAAGAACUGAAGUUGAAGAAAAACCGAACUGAAGAGGAAUUCGAACAACUCAGACUUGAUCUUGCACCUGCAAUGGCAGCCGUGAAUGCCAAAGUGACGUACAAGGAUAAAAUCGGCGACGUGAAAGAUGCGCGGGAAAAGCAGGUCCAACAAUUAUCCACAUUCGCUCAAUCCCGCGGGAAAAAAAUGGAAGAUUUAGAUCGUGAAUUACAGGACUUGAACGCCACGAUUGACGCUGAAAAGAAAUCCGCCCAGAAACACAGAGAGGAAGCCGGCUUAGUUCAGCAGACGAUCAACAGAUUGACACGCGAGCAAGAGAAUGGUGCUGUGGAGUUCAAUCCUGACGAUUACAAUCAGCAAUUGCAUGAGAAAAGGCGAGAAAUCCGCGAGAUUCAAGAAAAAGCCAGCGUAAUCCAAGCCAGCAAACGGCCCAUGGCGGAAAGAAUUGUGGAGUUGAAAAGCCUUAAGCAAACGGAAGAGCAGAAGCUGGCGAGGUUGGAUUCGCAGCUGGGUCAACAAGAAAGCAAGCUUGGGUCACUGUCCAAAGACACAUACACAGCCUACCAAUGGCUUCUCGAAAACCAGGACAAGUUCGAGAAAGAGGUAUUCGGCCCUCCUAUCGUAACAUGUUCGGUCACCGAUCCUCGUUAUGCCAGCGCUGUUGAGUCCGCGUUCCAGAGAAACGACUUGACGGCGUUCACGACGCAAAGCAAAAAAGACUUUCGCACGCUGCAACAAGCGUUGAACAGAGAGUUGAAUCUUUGGGACAUCAGCAUCAAGACUAUCACCAAAUCGCUCGAUUCGAUGAGGCCUGAGCUUUCCCGCGAGAAUCUCCAGCGGCUUGGGUUCGAAGGAUUCACCAGAGACUUCUUACGGGGCCCCGACCCGGUCAUUGCCAUGCUUUGCUACGAGAAAGACCUGCAUAGGACACCUGUCUCCUUGACAGAUAUUUCUGACGAAGCCUACUCUGAGCUGGAAAGCGGAAAUAUCACCGCGUGGGUUGCUGGGAAGCAAUCUUACAAUAUCACCCGACGUAAGGAGUAUGGUCCAGGAGCUCAAACAACUCGCGUGCGCGCAAUCAAUCCUGCGAGGCACUGGACAUCACAGCCUGUGGAUGCGGCAGUCAAACAGCAACACCGGGAUAACAUCCGGGACUGGACAGCUGAACAGGAACAGCUUGAGAAACGCAUGGAAGAAGAGAAGGCUAAUUUGAAUGAGCUCAAGGACGACAUGGACCGACUCAACCGAGAGAUGAAUGAUGUCGAAAAGGAGAAAGCCGAAAAGCAGACUGCUUACACACACUAUCGUGCGAUUCCUGAUAAACUGGCCGCCCAAAUGGCUAAAAAGGCUCACAUUACGACUCUCUUCGAAAAGAUGCGAGAACGGGUUACUGAUACUCGUAACAAGCAAGACCUGCUUGCCAAUAAAAAGGCCAAGGCUGGUGCUGAAUAUGCCGAUGCGGUUGAGAAGAUCUCCGAAGCAUAUAGAGAACUCUGCAAAGUUUGCAUUCUACACGGGGAGGCAAAAUCCGAGCUUCAGAUUCUAAGGCUUCGUCACAGCGACUACGCCAAGAUGAUAGAACAAAAGGCCGUAGAGGCGAGACAAAUAAAGGCGGCGUAUCUAGAAUCGAAGGAGCAUGGCAAGACAUUGAUGCGGACGGCAAAACGCCUCUCAAAUGAGAUUAAGGAAAGACCCGGUGGUGAGGAGAUCGCUGAAAUGAUGAGCCCGGCCGAUUACAACAUCGAUCACUUCAAUGCCGAUAUGGAGUCUGCAAGGGCCCGUUUGGAUUUGACCCAAGGUGGCAGUGCCAACAUGAUCAAAGAAUUUGAAGAUCGCGAACGACAGAUCGAGAGACUGCGCAACAAACUUUCUGAUUUCCAGGCCGAAAUGGCAGAAUUUCAGGCAGCCAUCAGUGAAAUUCGUUCACACUGGGAGCCCAGGCUGGAUGCACUUAUCAGCAGGAUCAGCGACGCCUUUUCAGACUCGUUCCAGCGCAUUGGCUGUGCUGGACAAGUCUGUCUGGACAAGGUGGAAGCUGAGACAGCAGAUGGGGAGCCUGGCGGCAGCGAAUUCGAUCAGUGGUCCAUUCAAAUCUGGGUCAAGUUCCGUGAAAAUGAGAGCCUGUCCCUGUUGAACUCCCACCGUCAAUCCGGUGGCGAGCGUGCUGUCAGCACCAUUUUCUAUCUCAUGGCGCUGCAAUCGCUCUCGGCCUCCCCUUUCCGCGUUGUCGACGAGAUCAACCAGGGUAUGGACCCAAGAAACGAGCGAAUGGUUCACGGUCGCCUGGUGGAUAUUGCCUGUGCGCCGAACGAAGAAGAGAUUGACGAAGAGGGCAAUGUCGUCGGCGGCGGUGGUGGCCAGUACUUCCUGAUUACACCGAAACUCCUGAGUGGUCUAUCCUACAAACGCGGCAUGAGAGUCCUCUGCAUCUACAGUGGCGAGCAUAUGCCCGAAAGUGGAACGGUCAACUUCCACAAGUCCAUUGACACCAUGAAGCAGAUUGUUGCUAGAGGUGGACGGACCACUGACACGGCCAGGCCUCCGCUGCUGGAAAGUCGAAGUCAAGUCAACGUUCGAGCCUGAGGGAUUUUUCCUUCUCGUGACUGAUAUUUCCUGCUCUGAUCUACACAAUACAGCAUAAUGACCUAAGAUACCAUUUUUUGCUUUCGUGCUUUCCUUGUUUUGAGGAUCAUGUUUUGGAGUUGGGGAUCAAGCUUGGUGGAACCGUUGGAGCGGGGGUGUAUGAAAUCGGUCCACUUUUCUGUAGGUAGCAUUUAAUUUGAUAUGCAUAUAACCUUGGAAGGACAUUUUAACGAGCAAUCAACGACCUGCCCAAGCGG